CUGUGACUCGUUAUUUUUAGUGUUUCGGGUAACCCGGAAGUUACAGUUUUAGGUUUGACGUCAUUUCCUGCAGAUUACCCCUUUGUUUCCAUCUGAAAAAUAAGGUUGAACUGGCAUUAUGUCUGAAGAAAUGAAAAGCCAGGAGUCAGAUAAUGACUCUGACUAUGACCAGUCUGAUCACAUGGAUGAUGACGAUGAUUAUUGCGGGUACUACGAUGAUCCAGAUGACCUGGACAAUGAUAAACCAAAAAAAACAGAUGACCCAGAGUACUUUGAGUAUGAGCUCCUACAGCUUGAAGAUGUAGAAAGAUUCCUGAAUGAAGAAGUUGAAGUAUUAUGUAGCUCACAAAAGAUAAAGCCAUCGCUAGCCAAAAUGCUGUUACAUGCUCACAACUGGAAGAAAGAAUUUGUUAUUGAAUGCCAUUCCAAAAAUCCUUCCAAACUGUUAGUGGAUUCCAAAAUCAUACCAAAAGUCAAACAUCAGCAGGCCAUUGUAGGCCCCACAGCUGUGUGUACCGUAUGUCUUAACCAGGUGGCCAGGGAAGAUAUGUAUGAUCUCUCCUGUGGGCACAUGUUCUGUGGGGAAUGCUGGGAUUACUUCUGCCAAGUCCAGAUUCAACAGGGAACCACUCUUGGUAUCCAGUGUAUGGCAAAUGAUUGUGAUGUGCUUGUCCCAGAAGAUUUCCUCUACAGCGUGCUUGGCAAGCCUGACCUGCGUGAAAAAUAUUCACGCUUCUCCUUCCUAGAAUAUGUCAAGAGCCAUCCUGCCCUGAGGUUUUGUCCCGGUCCAAACUGUCCUAUUGUUGUAAAAUCAAAGGAAAUCAAGUCGAAAAAAGUCAUGUGUACUACUUGUAACACAAUGUUUUGCUUUAAAUGUGGUAUAGAAUACCAUGCUCCGACAGAUUGUGAUGUGAUCAAAAAAUGGCUGACAAAAUGUGCAGAUGACUCGGAAACUGCAAACUAUAUUAGCGCAAACACAAAAGAUUGUCCAAAAUGCCAUGUUUGUAUUGAAAAGAAUGGAGGUUGUAAUCACAUGCAAUGUUCCAAGUGUAAAUACGACUUUUGCUGGAUGUGUCUCGGAGACUGGAAGGCUCAUGGAAGUGAAUACUACGAGUGCAGUAGAUAUAAGAUAUUAAAAUUCCACGAUGAGAACCCGAACAUUGCCAAUGAAUCUGUCCAUGCUCAAGCCAGGGAAGCCCUCAAAAAGUACCUCUUCUACUUUGAAAGGUGGGAAAAUCACGCAAAGAGUUUGAAGCUUGAGGAACAGACGUUACACAAGAUCACAUCACGGAUACAAGACAAGGUGAUGAACAGCACGGGAACAUGGAUCGAUUGGCAGUACCUCCUAGACGCUGCCAACCUACUUAAGAAGUGUCGCUACACAUUACAGUAUACAUACCCUUAUGCCUAUUACAUGGAGAAAUGUGCAAGGAAACAGUUGUUUGAGUACCAGCAAGCCCAGUUGGAGGCGGAGGUGGAGAAUCUCUCCUGGAAGGUGGAGAGGGCAGAAAUCACACACAGAGGGGAUCUGGAGAACCAAAUGGACAUAGCAGAAAAGAGGCGAUUGACCCUUCUGAAGGACUUUCUGGAUAUUUGAUUACCCUUUGUUGACAUUUGGUGACCACUGGAACAUCUUUCGUGAUCCUGGAUGCCUUUAGAUAACCCUUGGGAUAUCUGAUGACCUUGUUGACCUCUGGAUAACCUUUGGUGACCAUGGAUAUCUGACGACCCAAGAUGUCCUUGAUCGCCCCUAAAUAUCUGAUGACCCCUAGAUCACUUUUGGAGACUGACCCAUCAUGUCACAAAAACCUUGACCUCUGUCACUUACAGCAUUAUUGUGCGUUUAGACUUGGGCUGGACCCCGAUGAAAUAUGGCUGUGUUGAUACACAGUGUUAAUAAGAAAGUGGAUUACUUUGCAGUCCUAACUGUAAUUGAUGUGGUUUGUGAUAAAGAGAUAAAGAAAAGCUGGGCUAACAUCCAUUUAUACAAUAUAUUUGGUGUUUUUGUCCAUGAAUAUCCAAUUGUCUAAAAAGUAAAGUUGUUUUGAUUAUUGGAGGUUAAAAAUAAUCCUCUUUUUUUAUAGAAAAUCAACUGAUUUAGUCUGACUUUCCACUAUAAGAAACUAGAUUUGUCUGAAUUUAAAAGCUGUUAUACAACCUUAUACACUUCUAUUCAUUCACCUGAAGUAAUAUGUACUUUUGUAUCAAUAGACAAUAAUUCUUUCAAACUUGCAUUUCCAUGCAUAUUUCAUUUUAACAACUGUCAGAUUGAUGCAAUCGAGAUCCGGAUACAAGAUAAUAUAAACAAAAUGUUCUGUGUGACCUUCUCGAAGAAAAUCAGCAUUGCUGUGGAUGUAUUAUCUUAAGUUGAUAACAUGUAAAUGGAAAACAUAUAUGUAUAUAAUAGAGCGGACGGAUUGGCUCUGUACAGACACUGAAACAUAGUAUAACAUAUAGUCUCUGUUUAAAGCUGAACUCUAACAGAUAAACAGUUUUGACAAAUUUAUUUCAUUUUUUGUCAUGAAAUGAGCCAAUUUUUGCAUAAUUUUCCAGAAACCAGUGAAAUGAGACUGCUGACAAAAGAUCAGAAGGGAGUUGUACAUAAAUAUGCUCAGAAAUUGAUAUUCAUAUAUUAAAGCUUGAACAAAAAUAAAAUUUUAAGCAAUUUUCAAAACAAAUGAGAUCUGUUCUAUAGUGAGUUAUCUUAUUUUAAGACUAAAAUGAAGUUUGAUUCUGAUACAAAAAUAAUGACAAAAAUCAUAUCGAAACUGUUAAUCUGUUGGAGUGCAGCUUCAAAGUUACAUCCUUAAAUUUAACAACUGAAGUGUGUUCCCAAUUGCUGAAAAAAGUGAAAAGACCAAGUCUUAAACAAUAUAAGAUCAACAAUGACCCUGCUCAAUUUUUUGAGCCCCAAGCCUGUCAGAAUUGACAUACACAUAAUGAUUUGCAAUGCUGAUAAGCUCUUGCUGAAUUUCAGCCGGUGUCUGGUAUAAAUGUGUAGGACUGACAUCAUUGAAAUUAUCUUUUAUUUAUAAGGUUUAUAUUUACAUUGUUUGUUUUAGUUGUGCCUGUCUUUCAAUGAGUGAUACUAGUGAUAAAAUAUAUAGGAACAGUAGCUGCUUUUUCAUUAAUUGAUUAAUAUUGCAGCCAGUUAUCGAAAUAAGUUUGGAAUGAUCAAGCCCAACUUCUUACAAUUCAGUUUGGCAUCAAUUGAGUUUAACAUGUCUUGCUUUGUAGCUAUGAAAGUGUUAUAAAAAAUCGGUUAAAUUUCAAAUUUCACUAUUCAAAAUAGUUGUCAUUCAAAAACCUUAAUGUUUACCAUAACUUGAAAACAUUCUGAUAUUUACACGAGACUUUGUACACUUAUUCACUUUGACAAUAUCCACUUGCAUUGCAAGUUUCUUAAUUCAGGCUUAAUAUUUGUGAAGUUAAAUUCUGCUCGAUCAACUGCGAAAAAGCAUGAUAAAUGUUGGCGUUCGCUCCAUGGAUUAUUUUGAAAUUAUUGUGGGGGUCAAGUUUUCCAAAUCCAGUCAAUCAACUUAGAUCUGUGCAUCACUGUUCUAUGUCAAAUGUUCACGAUUUUCAGCUUUCUAUGAAGUCUGUGAUCAGAAUCAGUUAUAAUGAUGCAAAUUUUUGCUACUAAGAAGGUUUAUAUGGAUUGCUUGUAAAAUAACUUCAUUAUUAGCAUUUUGUAUUUGUGUCAUCCAAAAAAGUGCAUUUGACGUAUUCCUUUGUGUUUAGUAUUGGUAAUCACAUGAUUUACAUGAAGUUUCUUACUGUGUUAUUUGUCUAUGAGUAUUGAAAUUGUUAAUACAAUACAAUUGUAAAUGUUGCUUGCAUAUAGAGGAUAUGCAAAUUAUAGUUGAGGAAAAUCAUUCAAAGAACAUUUGUACAGUAUUUCAUCAUAAUGCUUCCCUGUGCUUGUGUUUGCCUGUUUGUUUUUCAGAAAAGAAAUGUCGAGGUAUUGUCAUAGCCUUCGUCAUUGUUGUGCAAAGUCUUUGACCUUGGCCAAUACUGUGUCAUUCAUAUGGAACUUGGUACACGUGUUGUCAGAGGAAUAUGCACAUGAAAAGCAGGACCCAUAACUCUGGCUUGGAUAACUAUAGAGUUAUGUCCUUUGUACAACUGCGCGAGGAAAAAACAGAAGAGUGUUGGCUUUCACUCCACAGGACACUUGUUUAUUGUCUGCUUGUGCAGUCAUUGUUGUGUAUGUUUAAGUAUUGUCACUUAAUGAACCUUUUGUAAAUAUGCCAUUAUUUAUUUGAUUUCUUGUUAUGUUUGUGAUACCGGUAUCUGUAUAGCCUAAUUGUGUACACACUAUAAAUGAUUUGGUACUCACCUUUCGAAAGUUCUUAAAUCAUGCUUGAAUCAACUGUUAAGAUAGCUUGUAUGAAUUCCUUUGGUCUGUAACAUGAAAUUUGUUAAGAUUACAAUUCCUUUUUGAAUAAAAAUAUUUGAAAGUGCAAUUGAACGAGGUAAUUUUACAUUAGCGCCAGCUGCUUGCUAUGUCACUUAUAGGAAUCCCUUGGCAUUUGUUUAAACCCUUAUGCUGGAACACAUCUGGCAAAAUUCUCUGGUGUAUAUUUAUAUAACAGAACAAUGAUUGAAAAGUCUUUAAUUUUACACUAUUGUGAUCCUUAAAAGUAAACAGAUAAUAAUUGAUUUUGUUUUUGAACUAAUUUAUAUGUUAUAAUAGCAAUUUUAUUAUUUUCUGCUCACAUUGUUUAAAAAGCCAUAAUUGUGCAAAAACAACAUUUUUUUACUGUGACAAGUAGAAAUUGGGCUUAAAUUUAUUUUCAAAGUAGACAAUUUUGAGUUUCAUAUUCUACAUAAAAGAAUGUAAAUAACUUUAGAAAUAUAUCCGUGAACUACUGAAAAAAUAUUCAAAAUUUGCCCUUUGAAAUUUCUCAAAUAAUAGGAUUUAUGGAGUUGACAAACUUGAAAAUGACAUUUUAUUAAGUAUUAUUGACCUUAAGAAAACAUUGGUUUUAAAUCAUUAUUUUGAUAAUUAUUUAUUUUUAGCUCAACUGAACAUAAAGUGAUAUAUUGAUAGGGUGAUUGUCGGUUUGUCAUUAAGAUUUUCCUUCAAAACACUUCUCCUCCUUAACCACUGGGGUUUAAAUUUCGCCAGAAUGUGCCUUAGGUGGUCCUCUAAAAGAUUCCUUAAUAAAAGUGGUUCCAUGCAGAACUCUGGUUGCCAUGGCAACCAAAAGGAAAAACUUUGAAUUUCAGUUUCUCAGGAACCAAUGUAAUUCCACUAAUUUGCACCUUAGGUUACCCUGUAAUAUAUUCCCUCACCCAAGUUGAUAUGUAAAAGAAAAAGGUUCCAAAGGGGUCGGGGCUACGUUUCACUUUAUAAAGAAAACUUCUCCUCAGAAUCCACUGGACCGAUUUAAAAUAAUUUCACAGAAUUGUUCCUUAGGUGACCAUGUAUCAAAUUCUUUCACCCCUUUGUGAUUCAUAAAAAAAAACUUUCCAUAAUGUGCGGGGCUGCUUUUCAUUAUUUGUUUAUAUGGAAAACUUCUCUUAUGAGCUUUUGGCCUGAUUUCAAAAUAUUUUCACUGAUAUGUUCGCUUUGUGACCCUUUUCUCAUAAUUACUAAAAACAAAAAUUAUAUAUUUUUUAUAUUUUUUUGUAUUUUAUAAUUUUUACUUUGUUUUACAAUCAAUGAAGAUUUCAACUUCAAACUUCAUGAACUUAUUCACAGUAACAAUGUGCUCUUCAGUGACAAGUUUUAUAACUCCAACUUAUAUGUUGUAUGUGUUAUGGCCCUUUAUUACAUUUUAAACAAAUAAGCUUUUAUAAGUCUAUUUAAAAAAAUGGGACAUACAUGUAUUAUAGUUUCACCUGCAGCAUACAUGGGGAAGACAUCCAGUAUGUUGUCCAAUCAAUAACUUUAGAACCCUCUUGUUUUAAUCAAUCAGUCUGAACUCUACACAACUUUUUGACAUUAAAACAUGGAAAAGGGAAUGACAAAUAUUUACUUGGUGUUUUUUAUUCAUAAUUAUUACUAUUAUGUGUAGUUCCUCUUAAAGUUCGAUUCUGAUGUCAAAGUGUACACUUAAUCACUUUGCUUCAUGUGAUAGCCUUAUAACAGCAUAAAACACUAAUACAAUGAUCAAGCAGGAAAAUCAUAGCUAUAAUUCUUUUUUUAGUUUUGUAUGUUGUGCAUGUCUUUAAAUAUUAAUGUCUUUAAAAGCAUGUCUUGUCUUUGCUAAAUGUUAGCUUUAUGUGUAGUGGUGUGAUAAUUUUCUUAUGAGAUAACAUAAAAACAACACAUUGUUUAUUUAUAAUAUUAAUGUUUAAUAAAAUGAAAAUCAACCGAA
Molecule: messenger RNA, 6326 nt
Organism: Mya arenaria
Lineage: Eukaryota; Metazoa; Mollusca; Bivalvia; Myida; Myidae
Product: potential E3 ubiquitin-protein ligase ariadne-2-like
Exons: 16
Coding region: 119-1597 (492 amino acids)
Biological process (GO): ubiquitin-dependent protein catabolic process; protein polyubiquitination; positive regulation of proteasomal ubiquitin-dependent protein catabolic process
Cellular component (GO): ubiquitin ligase complex; cytoplasm
Molecular function (GO): ubiquitin protein ligase activity; ubiquitin conjugating enzyme binding; zinc ion binding
Source: RefSeq, a predicted model, not a curated record